UGUCACAUGGUGCAUCUCAGCUCCCUGUGUCCUGAGGCAGACGCCAUACUGUAUGCCUCAGCACCCUUCCCCCUGAGGGAGACGCCACAUGGCGCCUCAGCGCUCUCCUGGCCGCCUCCAAUCACGUUCUCAGCCUCAGCCCGGUGCCCCUGCGCACGCGCACGCGCACUCCCACGCUCACGACGUUGCCCCUCCUUCCGAGCGUGCGCGUGCCCGCCCCGAGUCACCUUGGUGAACGUGGAAAUGGCGGCGGAGAAGCGGCGAACUUCCCCCAAGGCCAUAAAAUUCCUCUUCGGGGGGCUGGCGGGGAUGGGGGCCACGUUCUUCGUCCAGCCGCUGGACUUGGUGAAAAACCGUAUGCAGCUAAGUGGGCAGGGAGCCCGAACAAAGGAGUACAAGACCAGCUUUCAUGCCGUGAGCAGCAUUCUGAGAGCUGAGGGGAUCAGUGGAAUCUACACCGGUCUGUCUGCUGGCUUGCUGCGCCAGGCCACGUACACAACUACCCGCUUGGGCAUCUACACCAUCCUCUUUGAGAAGCUCACCAAGGCUGACGGGACGCCGCCCAACUUCUUCAUCAAAGCUGGAAUUGGGAUGACGGCGGGUGCAAUAGGUGCCUUCGUGGGGACACCUGCUGAGGUAUCACUGAUCAGGAUGACUGCUGAUGGCAGGUUGCCCGUCUCAGAACGUAGGGGCUACAAAAACGUGUUCAACGCACUCUUUCGCAUUACCCGCGAGGAGGGGCUCUUCACACUCUGGCGAGGUUGUGUUCCAACGAUGGCACGAGCUGUGGUGGUGAAUGCAGCCCAACUGGCUUCCUACUCUCAGUCUAAGCAGUUCCUUUUGGGUCUAGGUUACUUCAGCGAUAACAUCCUUUGCCAUUUCUGUGCCAGUAUGAUCAGCGGGCUCGUGACGACAGCCGCCUCCAUGCCAGUCGACAUCGCCAAAACUAGGAUUCAAAAUAUGCGGAUGAUCGAUGGCAAACCAGAGUACAGGAAUGGAUUGGACGUCCUCUUAAAGGUCACCCGACACGAGGGUGUCUUCAGCCUCUGGAAGGGUUUCACUCCCUACUACGCACGCUUGGGUCCACACACAGUCCUCACCUUCAUCUUCCUGGAGCAGAUGAACAAAUAUUACAAGCUCUACUUCUUGGAUAAAUAAAAUGGUGACUCCUUUAGCCUCUGCUGCCAGGGGUUUAAACAAUUUGGGAGUGGAGGGGUGGGUUAGGAGGACAACACAUAACCAGAUCUACUAUUGACCACUCAAAAGGUUAGGUUGAUAUUUUACUUUGCCUGAAUGUCAGGGGUUAGAAGCCCGUUGUCUGUGUGGUUAUGAGAAUGUGAACAAGAGUGCACUGUCCUUUGCCCUGGGGAAACACUCCGUUCCCUGAGCACAGUUCAAAGAUGCAUGACCCAUCUGUCCCUUAAACCUUUUUGAACUUUCAGUUACAUCAUGGGUAAUUUGCCUCAAUGCUCCAAUCCUUAAUUAACAUCAUCAGAUUAUCAUAUUGCUGAGCACAAACUGGUUGACUCAUUGGCAGUGGGACAUAUUGGGACAUUCAAAUGUUGUAAAAGUUUAGGCUUUUAUCCCUGCUGAAACACUCUCGUCAGUCCCAAAGUUCCAAACUUAACCCCAGGUUCCCUGAUCCCCAGACCCCUCAUCCCACCCUAGUCUCAACAGCUUCUUCAGAUAUCUGACAGACUCUUGAUGGGGAAUUGCUUCCUGAUGCCUUCAUUAACAACUUGAGCAGAUCGGUUACUGUAACAUUAUUACAGCGCCAGAAUCCAGGUUCAAUUCCUUCUGCUAUCUGUAAGAAGUUUGCACAUUCUCCCUGUGACCACAUGAGUUUCCUCAGGGUGUUCCGGUUCCCUCCCACAUUUCAAAGACAUGCUGGUUAGUAGGUUAAUACAUCUCAUGAGUAUAAUUGUAAAAAACAGGCUUGUUGGGCUGGAAAGGCUUGUUACCACCCUGUAUCUCUUUUAAAAAAAACACUUAACUCUCACUGAUCAUGCCUCCCCUUGUUCUAGCCCUUCCAUUCAAAGGGAUCUCCCAGGACUAGUCUCCUUUGAAGAUGAGAAUUGGAGAUGUGUUGGGAAGGAACCCUUGUUGUCUGAACUCUUAGGUCUUGGUGGCCUGCACGGUGGAGGUGAGGAGCAAAGGAGGUAGAGCUUUGGGAAGUUGUUUAUUCUACCAUAGUGGAUAUUUACAGGGAUCCCAUCUCCUGUUCCCAUUGUGAAAAUUGACCCAGUAGCCAGUCAACCAGUCUUGACUUGUACUGAGACCCUCCGUCCCAACUGUCAUGUAGACUUGUACAGAAACAGGCCCUUCAGCCCAUCUUGUACAUGCCAACCAUUAUGCCCAUCUACAUUAAUCCCAUUUGUCUGCUUUUGCUUGUCUGAAUCCUUGGACUGGUGGUUAAACAGGCCAAAGGCUUGUGUCUUUGUUCUGAAGCCUACCAUUGGGUUGGGCAAGUUGGGGGUAGUGGUGGUGGUGGAGGGGUUGGUAAGGAAUGAAUGUCACCCCCUUUUCCACUGCUCACCACUCUGGCUCAAGAUAGCAGGCUUAAGCAACAUCACACUGGUGCCACUACAGCAGCCUGUUGUAAAUGUUUAAUCGAUCCCAGCCUUUCAUCCCCUUCCAGUUAUUCUCUGCCUGGACACACAAACUACAAGUGUAAUGGGUUUACAUUCAAUUCCUGCUCUACUGCACAGUUCACUGAGGUUUGUGCUUGGGAGUACAGGUCCUCCCCCUCACCUAUUAACAAAGAGAUAGUCUCUGAAGAACUCAUUAUUAUGCAAGUUUCUACAGCAGGAGGUAUGCCGAACAUUUAACUUGCAUGACAGAUGUUACAAACGAAGGUCUUUGAUCUCCUCCUACCCAAGGUGUAGUAAAUCAAGUUGUACUUGUUUUAACAAGUCAAUCAUUGCCAAAUGGAUGAGCUCAGGUCCUCAAGAGAUUACAGUCGGCCCUCCUUAUCCGCGAGGGAGUGGUUCUGGGACCCCUCGUGGAUACCAAAAAAUGCGGAUGCUCAAGUCCCUUAUUCAACCUGUCUCAAUGCGGUGGACAUUAGGACCCAGCGGCGGAGCUCUGAAUCCACAGUGUUUCUGUUCACGAAAAUAAUCACAAUCACAAUUGAAAAUAAAGUGGAAAUAAUAAAGCAGUUGGAAAGAGGUGAAACGCCAUCAGUCAUUGGAAAAGUGUUAGGUUACAGUCGGUCAAUGUUCAGAACAAUUUUAAAGGAUAAAGUGAGAAAGGCCCUGCCCCGAUGAAAGCUACAAUUAUUACUAAGCAAUGCAGUGGUUUAAUUAUUGGGUUUUGGGGUUUUGAUCCUCCACAUCAACCAGGCACAGAUGGAGAGUGUGCUCGGGGGUGAUCUGUCACUGGAUCGAACUCGGGAACCUCCAUUUCCAAGCCUGGUGCUGAAACAUAUGUUCUUAAGUGUUUUAUAUGCAUAGAAAGGUAAAAUAUAUACUAAGCCAAACAUCUGACUGACUGAUGCUAAACAAUACCGGAUGUACCUGUUCCAACUUACUUAGUAAGCGAACUUAGGAUUUUUUUUCAAUCCCGAUCCACGGUAACCUACGCACAUCCUCCCAUAUACUUUAAAUCAUCUCUAGAUUACUUAUAAUACCUAAUACAAUGUAAAUGCUAUGUAAAAUAGUUGUUAUACUGUAUUGUUUAGGGAAUAAUGACAAGGAAAAAAAGUCUGUACAUGCUCGAACAAGUGCUAGAAGAGAACUUCCGGGUUUUCUGAAUUCGUGGUCGGUUGUAUUUGCACAUGUGGAACUCGCGGAUAAGGAGGGCCGACUGUACUUAUUGCCCAUUAUGCCACUGACAUGUAGGGCAGCAAUGAAGAUCCUCCAUCGCUGUCUGUCCAUAUCUUCCCACAUACAUAUAGAAUCCAGCCAACAUAGUUCUCUAGGUUAUUGAAGCACACAAGCCUCAAACCCUACUCCAGUGUUGUGGUCCGUUUGGAGGUUAAGAGCUUCACUAGCUUAUUUCACAGAUCCCUCUCCACUGGCCUUAUCUAAAAGACUGUUAAAUGUUACUGGCUGUUAUAGACCUGUGUUUCAAAGGCACAUCAGGCAGAUGUUUUCCCUGCCCUUCAUUGCACCUAACAAAACCCUCGAGAAGCAACAAAUUGAAUUAGAGAAAACCUUUUGCUGCAGUAAAGGUUUAAAUAAUCAUUCCCUUACUUCAUUUUCCCUAAAUGUUGCUAGAACUAAGCAGCUUGAGUUAUGUAGGGAGACUGGAUAAGUUGAGGCUUUUUUCCCCUCCAGAGCAUAAGAGGCUAAGGGGGUGACCUUCUAGAGCAAGGGUGCACAGCCUUAUUUAUGCCAUGGACUCUGACCAUUAACUGAAGGGUCCGUGGAUCCACUGCUCCAGACAUCUGGCACUUAGCUCCUGGUAGGGUCAGCCAUGGUGGUAAGCAAGAGGGAGGUUCCAGACAAAGAGCAAUUCAGGCAAGAUCUCAGCAGUGGAGCUGGCGGAAGAUGAUGACACAUCACAACUAGUGAAGGCUGAGGAAGGCUACAGCAGUGAUGUCUUGCAUUCCAUGUCACUGAACCCUAACCCUAAUCUGUCAAAGACCAUGUGGCAGCUGCUCAUGCAUCAACCUUCCCAUGUUAAACAAAGUCACAUAGAGGCGUUCUUCAUUAAGGGAAUUCACCAUAACAUCCCAGAUAUGUGGAUCCUGGAUCAGCCUCUACUGCCACCUGGGACCCACCAAUAGAACAUCAUACUCAACUCUACUACUAAUACUAAAAUUUCAUUAAGUCAUGAGGGGCUUAGAUGAGGUGACACAGUCUUUUCCUUAGAUAAAUGACAGCAAUAGAUUUAAGGUGAGAGUAGUGAAUUUUUAAGGUUACCUGGGGAAUAACUUUCCACCAAGGGGGUGAUGGGUUCUGGAACAAGCUGCCAGAGGAGGCUGUAGAGGCAAGUAAACUGCAAUGCAGGCAAAUAGGACCAGCUCAGUGAGGCCCCCUUGUCUGAACAAGUUGAACCUCACUAUGAUUGAACCGAUGAAAAAAGACUGGAUUUACCCAGGUUGCUCUUUUCAGUCCAACCUUCAGUAGGUCUCUGAUGUCAAUACUUGCCCAUCCUGUGCAGCCAGAAAUGAUAGGCCUUACCUGAAUCUGCUCCUUUUAUACUCUCUCUCCAGACCUUUGGUAGUGCUAGAACACUGAUACUCACCAUGCCUGAGCUGCAGAAAAAGACCAGAUUUACCCAGAUCUCCUCUUUCUAUCUUCUCACUCCGACCUUCAAUAGGCCCCUGAUGCUAACACUUACACCUUCUCAUAUUGUAUAAGUCGAUGGCUUCUAACCAAAGCAGAGCAGAUAGGUGGUGUGGACGUACAGUUUCUUUAGUGAGUGUGUGUGUCAUUGUGUCCAGGGGAUGGAAUGGGGGGUGGGGGCAACCUAGGAAAGGAAGGAGCUGCAACAGCAGAGUAGGUGGUGGAGAUGGCAGAGUUUUCCAUUUAAGGUUCUUUUAUUUUGUAGGGCAUGCAUCAGCCAAACUCUUCAUCUCACAUCGGGGGUUAGCGACAUGGUGCCUGAGGCAAGGCACAGGUUGGAAUCGGUCACUGCAAUGUCCGAACAUUUCUGUAAGUUUUAACAGCAGGCGGGUCACAUCACAUUGGGAAAGUCAAAAUUACUUGGAAUAGUAUCCUCCAAGUAAAGCGCAAUGGCAAAGGCCAUCAAAAGUUAAAUAUGCUAACAACAUAUUUACAUUAGUUUAAUAUAUGUAAACCAUUCAAGUAGACUUGAAGAUACCUUAACCCACAAAUACCGCUAAUGGUACCAUUGGAAGCUUCUGCCAUCACAACAUUUACCCAAGGGAUUCAAAGGCUGAACUUGUUUAGGAGUCAACAUCCCUUGUAUCAACAUCUUCCUAUAAGUCUAGCCUAAUUUGUGUGCUGGCUGUAUUGAUCACACUGUGCUUCUCAGUGAUGGAGGAUCUGGGAUUUGAGAGUCACUCCAGGCAUUUGAAACCAUCAUUCAGUCGUUUCUGCACCACAGGAUUACUGUGUUGGCAAAGUUAACUUAUCAACUGUGAAGAUGGACUGAGCUUCCCAUCUGCCCUUUCAGUUGGAUGGAAAGGAACUCAUGAUGUUAUGGAAGAAGAGCAAGAGCAGUAUCUGGGCUGAUAAUUAAUCCUCAAACAACAUCACUAUCUUUUCAUCAGAAAUUACUGUGCACAAAUUACCUGCCACAGUUUGCUUCGUGUGACAGACAGGAAUAGGUCUUUGUUAGCUGUGAUGCAAUUUGAGGUAAAGAAAGGUACUGCAUAAAUGUAAGUUCUUCCACAUGCAUUUUGGUUUGGCACAGAAAACUGCUGUAGGGACAAGACGUUUCAGAUUGACUGAUACUAAGACGGGAGCAGAAUUAGGCCAUUUGGCGCAUUGACUGGUUCACCAUUCCAUCAUCUUUGGAAAAGAGUAGAUAGUGGACAUUUCAGGACAUGGUCCUGAAGAAGGGUCUCGGUCUGAAGUGUAAACUGUUUACUCUUCAAUAGAGGCUACCUGGCCGGCUGAGUUCUUCCUGCAUUUGAUGUGUUUUGCUUGAAUUUCCAACAUCUGCAGAUUUUCUUUGGUUUAUUCUGAUUUAUUAUCCCACUCACCAUUUUCCUGCUUUCUCCCCAUAACUUUUGAGGCCCUUACUAAUUAAGAGCCUAUCAACCUACACUUUAGAUAUACCCAGAAACAAGGUCUCGACAGUUACCUGUUGCAAUGAAUUCCACAGAUUCACCACCUUCUGGCUAAAGAAAUUCCUCCUGAUCUCUGUUCUAAAGACACAUCAUUCUAUUCUGAGGCUAUGCCCUCUGGUCCUAGACUUUCCCUCUAUAGGAAACAUGCUCUACAUGUCCACUCUAGGACGUUCAACAUUCAAUAGGUUUCAGUGAGAUCCUGCUCAUUCUUUUAAAUACCAGUGAGUACAAGCCCAGAGUCAUCAAACAGUCCUUGUACGUUAACUCUUUCAUUUCCAGGAUCAUUCUCAUGAACCACCUCUGGACUCUCUCCAAUGCCAGCACAUCCUUUCUUAGAUGAGGAUCCCAAAACUGCUCAUGAAACUUCAACUGCAGGCUGACUAAUGCCUCAAAGAUGCAGGGUCUCAACCAGAAACAUCAGUCUUCCCUUCAACUCCACAAAUGCUGCUCGACCUGCUGAGUCCCUCCAGUAGUUGUUGCUUUGCUCCAAACUUCCGCACUUGUCUCUUGUGUGUCUCUUAGAUUUGGUUGCUGAGCUGUCCUGGAUGGUUCUCUGCCAUCUGGUAACCCCCAAGAUGAAUGUGUUCCACAGGAGGUCACCCUAUUUGCCAUGGUAUUACACACCUUCAUUUUCUUGUGUUCUACAUAAAUGCUCCAGGUUACUAAUAAAGUGCUUUACUGUACCCCAGGAGGGGCAUAGCUAACUGAAUGGGGUGAGUUGGGAAAAUUCCUUCCUACUCUGUGCACCUCCAUUCGCACCAUCCAAAAGCAGACAACAGGUUUGUGAGGAAUAGAAAAACACCAGCUAACCCCAUCCUUACCAGCUGUUGAUGAGUUAAGAGAGGGCUGGAUCCUCAUCUUGAGAAGAAGCUAUUAUUCUGACUGCCAAGAUUGUGUGUAGAAGAGUGAUUAUUUAUUAAAGGAGUAGAGACUGAAGAAUGGGUUCUGGGAUGUUAAAUUGUUUUAUUAUUGUUACAUCUACUGAGUACAAUGAAAAUCUUGCAUAUCAGAUUGACUAUUACAGUAGUGGAUUGAGGCUGUACAAGCUAAGACAAUAUAACAAAAUGCAGAGUAAGGUGUUACAGUUACAGGGAAAUUGCAGUGCAGGUAGACAAUAAGGUACAAGGCCAUGUCAAGGCAGACUGCCAGGUCAAGAGUUCAUCUUAUAGUAGAGGACCGUUCAAAUGUCUUAGAAAAGAGAUAGAUGCUUUCCUUGAGUCUGCUGGUAAAUACUUUCAGACUUAACUGCUCCCCUGUGGGAGAGGGGAGAGAAUGUUGCCCUAGUUAUUAAACUUUGUUAACAAUGCAGCAAGCAUUGAAAAUGGUAGUCGGUAUCUGUGAACAUGUGAAAGAACUUAAUGCUAGGUCAUGGUCUUGAACCUUAUCUCUGUUCCUCCAUGAGUACUGCCUCGUGAACUGCGUAUUUCCAGUAUUUUUGUUGAAUAUUUCCAGCACUUUGCGAUAUCACUCCUCAACUUUUGACUCGCCCCACCACCAUCCAUCAUUGUUAAUUUUCAAACUAUUGUAUUUCUCUGUCUGAGAGAGUUCCAAGUGAAAAUUCUGUACUGCUGCCCAUGUUCCCUCUUAUCUACAAGAGGUGCCGUGGACAUUUUUAAGCUAAUAGUGAUAUUAGAUCUUGUGACAUUUGAUUACACAGUAAAUGAAUGACUUGGAAGGAAAAUAUUUACAAAUAAAUUAAAUAUUGCUUCAAUGUG
Molecule: messenger RNA, 8418 nt
Organism: Hypanus sabinus (Atlantic stingray)
Lineage: Eukaryota; Metazoa; Chordata; Chondrichthyes; Myliobatiformes; Dasyatidae
Gene: slc25a11
Product: solute carrier family 25 member 11
Exons: 8
Coding region: 7-1158 (383 amino acids)
Biological process (GO): oxaloacetate transport; malate transmembrane transport; phosphate ion transmembrane transport
Molecular function (GO): thiosulfate transmembrane transporter activity; malate transmembrane transporter activity; succinate transmembrane transporter activity
Source: RefSeq, a predicted model, not a curated record